Stylophora pistillata is the source of this 2010-nucleotide messenger RNA. RefSeq names its product TBC1 domain family member 7. The record is from RefSeq and is a predicted model, not a curated record. Gene Ontology annotation, molecular function: GTPase activator activity. Gene Ontology annotation, biological process: negative regulation of TOR signaling; activation of GTPase activity. Lineage: Eukaryota; Metazoa; Cnidaria; Anthozoa; Scleractinia; Pocilloporidae.
AUGGUGGACAAAGAUGGACGAAACUUUCGUAUAUUAUAUUAUGAUACUCUAGGCUUACGAAACGUCGACCAAAGAAAAGCGUUAGAGAUACUACUGAAAGAUGAUCCAUUAGAUGUACAACGCAUUUCAACAUUCAGCACUCGUUUUAGCUUGCCUGCAGGGUACAGAACCCAUGUCUGGAAAGUGAUUUUAGCCUUCAGCAUGUUUUGAGAGUUAUAAGGAAAAUUUCAGAUGGAAAUGAAUUGCCUUACCAAAUGUCAAUGAUCUAUUUGUUGGAUGAGGGAGCUUUUCGAUUUGUAAAAGUACCAAAGAAUCUUGAAAGAAAAGCAGAAGCAAUGAGAUCUGUAGUGCAAGUGUUUAGUGAAAUGUUUGAAGAUGAAGUCGAUCUUUACUGGUUGUCUGCAAAGUUCAUGAAGUGUUUGGACCAGUCGGGACUACAGCUAGAGAAAUUGGCAAAUUUGAUUCAAUAUUACCUUCAAGCUGAAGAUAUCCAGCUUCAUAAACACUUAUCAAAUAUUGGAGCCUUUGAUGUCUUGCCAUACAAGAGGUGGUUUGAAAGUGGCUUUGCUGAGGAUAUUUCAGAUACAAGCAUGGAAAGGAUAUGGGACAAAGUAGUGAGUGGAUCUAGUAAGAUUCUUGUUUUUGUAGCUGUCAGUCUUCUGAUGGACUUAAGAAAACCACUCCUUAUGGAAAAAUCUACCCAGGCUGUUGAGAGGUUCCUAUGCAAGCCUGUCCCUGAAGACAACUUUGAGUGGAUAGUCGACAAAGCAAUGGAACUGUGGGACAAAUAUGGUGCUACUGUCAUUUCUGAUGCACCAACCAUGCACUGAGCCUGCUUGAUUAUCGUCACAGGAUAUGAGCUUUGUGCCUACAAGGAAGUCAAACUUGAGAUGUUUGUGUACCCCUUGGUCAGCCAUUUGUGUCAUUCAACCCCUCUCAUUCCAAGAAAUGGAGGGGCCAGUUGUUUAAAGAGCAGAUUACACUAAGUAACAGAUAAAUUGCUAUCUAGCUGAGAAGUGAUGGCAAAAUGCACUGCCCUAUCCACUGGAUAAAAAUUUAUUUAGUGGAUAGUGUUAUCCAAUCCUCAAACAACGGGAGCGUGGCAAGUAUCUAAUGCUGUCAUCACUGUGGAAUUUGGGGCUUGGAUUUUAGAUCAAGAGAGAUGGAAAUGGAAAGAAGAAGCCUUAAAACUGCAGCAAGAGUUGUUGGCUUAUUAAGAAAAACAAUUCCUUUGCAAAGUAAAACAUACAUCGCUAGCACUCUUAUGUUAUUGUUACUGGUCUUCAUUUUCUCUCCCAUGGGAGACAUGAGUAUAUUUUAAAAGCCAAGAUGUGGUGACCACGAGAUUGCCAAGAAAUGAACAAAACAGAGUUAAAAAAUCAGGAAACCACUGUUGAGAAAAGCACAACAUCAAGGCCAAGCUAUCCCUAGACUCAAUGAAAUGUGUGAAAAACAAGUUUUAUCGUGAGAAAAACUGUUUAUUAAAGAAUUGAUGUCUCCAACAGUCAACCAAUAACUUUAGAUAUUUCUGCUUACAGCAGUAAGCUACUAGUACUUUUCAUUGUUAAAAAAUGACAAAAAAUUAAUAUUUGCCAAUUUUGAGAUUUUUGUUCAAACCUGCCAUUCCACUUCUUAACCAGAUGUUACCUCAAAUGCUGUAAAACAUAAGAUGUUUCAUACUUAACACAGUGUUGGACAGAGUGCAGUAAAUUAACUUUGUAGCAUACAAUGCAGGCGAGCAAUUUACACUUUGUUGCCAUUUUGAAAUUAUUAAGUCUAUCUGUGUUAAUUUGUAAUUUAAAGUGAGAAAAAAAAAACAGUCUGAAGUCAUUUUUGUGCGCCAUUAACACGGACGAAAAGUACCCCUCACUUUCAUAAAAUAUUUGAGAUGGUAUGCAUGCUCUCAUUAGUCAAUAGGUGAGUUUUAGAUGAGUGUAUGCAGACACGGUUGUGAUAUCACACAUUCUUCCUUGUUGAUGAAUAUUUUACAAAUGCAAUAAAGGACAUUCU